AUGGCGGAUCCGACGACGUCCCCCGAAGACCACGGCAAGCACUCGGAGAUGGCGUUUGGCGAUGGCGUCUUUGACCCCGCUUUCUUUGCCGAAGCCUCCAGAGCGGGAAGCGUGGUGUCAAGGGCCAACAGUAUCAGCUCCACAAGUGCCUCCUCAGUACCAAACACAGAUGAUGAGGACAGUGACUGCAGGCACGAAACAUCAUACAAAAACUCCUACAAAGAUCGUCGGAGGCAAGCGCACACGCAGGCCGAGCAGAAGCGGCGUGACGCCAUCAAGAAAGGCUACGACGACCUGCAGUCAGUGGUGCCGACUUGCCUGCAGUCUGAAUUUGCGGUGGGAACUCAGAAGAUCAGCAAGGCCACCAUCCUACAGAAGACUGUCGAAUACAUCAAGUUUCUUCACAAGGAAAAGAAGAAGCAAGAGGAAGAAGUUUCCCGCCUGAGGAAAGAAGUGACAGCACUCAAGAUUAUGAAAACGAACUACGAGCAGAUUGUGAAGGCGUACCAGACCCACCCACAGCAGGGCGAGGACCAGGUGUCGGACCAGAUCAAGUUCAACAUCUUCCAGAGCAUUAUGGACUCUCUUUUCUUCUCCUUCACCAGCUCUGUGUCAGUCAACAGCUUCCAAGAGCUGUCAGCCAGCGUGAUCAACUGGAUCGAGGAGCACUGUAAACCGCUGAUGCUGAAAGAAUUCGUCAUCUCCGUGUUACGGCAGAUCAAUGGACAGCUCUACUGA
Messenger RNA from Nerophis lumbriciformis (worm pipefish), 738 nucleotides. NCBI's taxonomy places the organism in Eukaryota, Metazoa, Chordata, Actinopteri, Syngnathiformes, Syngnathidae. The record is from RefSeq and is a predicted model, not a curated record.